CACAUCAUGACUAUCAUUUCGGUGUUUGCUCACUUUAUAGCAUCUCUUGAUGUCAAAAUUGAUGAUAUCACGGAAUCUCCUUUCACCCCAUUCUACAAGACAAACUACAACACUUCAUCGAGCAUCGAGAGGAGCCAGCUUAACGACAUCAUUGGGAGGAUAAACGGAGCAAUAGACGGUAUUGACUCUGUUAUCGAGCAACUCGCCGAACGCAAAGUCGUGCUUGAAUCCACAAAACGCGAACACUCUCGAUUCCGCUCAGUUGUAGGACGGAUACCGGAGGACGUGUUGUCCAUCAUCUUCGAGUACAGCAGCCUUGCACAAGCAAGCGGCGAAUACGGCGUCUACAAGCACAGGUCCUCGCUCUCCUUCAACUUCUCCGACACUUGUCGACGCUGGCGGACUGUUGCACGCGGCAAUCCAAAACUAUGGAACAACAUCUUUCUCAAUGCAAGUAGAUUUUCACCGGACACAAUGUCUCCUCAAUUCUCUGAGCUGGCGUUGAGGUGUCGCCUACAUCCUGUCUACUUGCUUAUUCUCAAUUCGGCCCUUCGCCGGAUGAAGAAUAUUGCUCAAAGCGGAAUACUCAAAGGGCUGAGGAAUACCUGUCAGGGGUUGGAGUUACACUUUUGCGACAAGAGGGGCCUUCUCCCAAGCCAGCUGGAUGAUUAGCUUGGCCAAAACUUCCCCAAUCUAACGUCUUUAUCUCUGACGAGUCAUAUUUCUCGUGAGCCAAUUCUGGCAAAUCAUCCGCCGCUUCCAGCUCUUUCUCGGUUAACCAACCUCUACGUUCAUUUUACUGAAGAGAAGAAGCUCCAAGAAAUUGGCAUCCGCGCUAUCUAUCGCAUUCGAUUACCCGUUUUGCGACGCUUGAUCAUUCGCAUUACUCCAACACCCGUCUCAAUAUCCGUGGACAUCAGUCAGCUGGCUACUAGCUUUCCUGGCUUAGAGGAACUUCAUAUCCACGCCCUUUUCCUUCGAGAAUCAUCGAGCGUUGAUGCUACGGCGUCUUCUACGACACCUCAAGAUGCUCCACAGUUCUCUCAACU
Messenger RNA from Coniophora puteana RWD-64-598 SS2, 1049 nucleotides. RefSeq lists its product as uncharacterized. NCBI's taxonomy places the organism in Eukaryota, Fungi, Basidiomycota, Agaricomycetes, Boletales, Coniophoraceae. The transcript has 3 exons. The record is from RefSeq and is a predicted model, not a curated record. Bases 7 to 672 code for a protein of 221 amino acids.